CUGGAAGCGCCCUCUCAAUUCCGAGGACUCGGCGCAGCCUUGACCCCGACGCGCCGUGAAAUUGCUGAGGCUGGCAGCACGCACGUGACAGCGCGGAAACUAGGAGCUCUGUUCGAAGAUAUCAUUCCCCGCACGCCAUAUCUCAUUGACGCAUAUGGAACCAGAGUCUCUGAGAUUGCGAACUCUGCUACCGCCAAUCCACGGGCUACUUUGAGCGAUGGAAUUUUUGCAGAUUAUACCGGAGCUGACGGAACGUCAAUUUGGGCAGCCGCUACUUCGGGAAGUAGUGCUAUAUCUGUCCAUCUGUUGGGAUGUAUGCUAGCCCGUAUGUUCAGUGUUGGGGAAGCAAUAUCAAUCUGGGUUGAAAUUGUCGAAGCGAGGAAGAAGGAGAUGGCACUCUUAUCAACAGAUGAACCAAUCAAAUUAGCUCAUAUGUUGGCAGCCCAAGUAGUGAUCGAGCGUAACCAGCUGGCUGAGUGGGACAACAGUGCUAGAGCUUGGCUCAGGCGAGCUGAUGAAGCAAAGAAUAAGGAGCAAACUCGGCUAAUGCUUAUCUUGAAUAAUCUGAGCAUUGCUGUAAAUGCGAAGAUUAAUACUUAUGCAAGUGUUAUCUCGGCUUGGACAACUGCUUUGAAUAUGAUGGAAGAGUUGCUCAGUGGAAAGCCACAAGGUAUUCAAGAUGGAAGCUUAUUGCUAGCUUUGUCCUGCUGGCACCUAUACCCAGAUCUGAUUGUAUUAGGUCAUAAAACGGCCUUUCAAAAUGAUCGGCUAGUCCCUACAGAAGGCAAACUCACUUUAGGACUUGAAAGAUCUGCAAACUCUGACAAGGACCAGAGUGGCGUUUACUGGGUCAUGUCAUUAGCCCAUAUGAGAUAUUAUGGGCCUCCAGUACACCUGCAAAGAAGUAUUGCAACUACUUCGUCAAGGCUAUCCGCAGAUCAAUUAAUGCAAGUAGCCCUAGGCUCCAUUCUACGUGGCUGGGGAUUCAAAGUCAACAACGCGGUAGAUGCAAUCGAUGUGAUUAUUGCUCUGGAGAAGAAUCUGUUGACGGCAUCCAAAAGAUCAUCGAUUUUCAUGGCCCCGGGAGAAAAGUUAGCCAAGAAACGACUCCUUACUAAUGCAUGGGUUGAAAAACUUAAAACAGAGUCAAAUUGGGUUCGAUCACUUGGACAAGCGGCAAACUCCUUCACUUCUUCUAUGGCUACCGGAACCGACAUCUAUCAUGAACUUCACAGAAAACUCUUUGCGCUCGGACAUGGACGAGGUUCAGCGUUCAUCGAAGAUCCUAAAUCUUUCCCACCUCCGGUUUUUGGUAUCCCUGAUUUCCAGAAUUUUAUCCCCCUUCUGGAGAGGGAUGAGGAUAGGGUUUCACUACUCCGAAAGUAUGCUGUGAGGUUUUUCCCAGACGCAAAACCCUGGGAAGUCAUUAUACGCUAUCGACCAGACUUAGGCCGAGAGUCCAAGAAAGUACCUGCCGAGGAAACAACCACAGUUACGAAUGACCGUACCUCUCAGAACCAGGAGGUUGAGCAGAAUCAGGGAGAUGGCGUUGAGGCUGGGACGUCUGCGCCUGCAAAUCAAAAUUUGCCUAAAUUAUCUCUCAAUGAUUCAGAAGAGCCUGUGGAAAUUGCAAAAGAUAAAAAGCAUUAUCUACAAACCUACGAGUAUGCUACUGGUCUGCCUGAUGCGGAGAUCCCGGCCGCCACAAAUCUUCCGCGGAUGCUGAGGUAUAAGAGGUGGAUUGAUUCAAGACUGGAUCCUGGGCCUCUAGUCGAGACCACUACUUUCUCGGAGGUAUUCGCUGUGGAAGAGAUCUUCAAUAAGACAAAGGCAAUGAUAAAACUCGAACCGCUGCCCUCGAAUUUUGGAUCCGAGGUUACUUCAGAUUAUAUGAUGACUUUUGAGGAGGGAAGCAACCCUUUCGAGGACUUUACCUCGACGACAGAUUCUGGUGGAAACUCUUUGGUUUCGUCGGCUGCAGUAGUACCAACCUGCGAAACUCUGACACAGCUGGGAAAUCUACCGAACCACAUGGCAAUAGUGCUCAAGUUUCUUAAAAGCCACGAUACGGAUAUCGAUACUCUACAGGGCAUUCACUGGGAAUCAAGUCAUUCCUUGGAAAGAAGUGAUUCCUGGGAAAGUUUUGAAGAUCCCAUUGUAGCUGAAGAUCCUGGGUUGUUCAUGGAUUUAGGGACGUCCGAACAGAAAAGUCAGGAAGCUCGAGCGACCAAGGAUGAGAAUUCGAAGCCGAACGAUGAGAAAACCGAACCAGCUAUUCAUUCCACAUCUUUCGAGUACUUUUUGGGAGAUCCUCAAGUGGCAGCCUUAUACGUCACCUCAGAGGUCCUUGCCUCGUACCAAAUGGAAGCCCGAGCACCCUACUGGGCAUCCAAGAAGAUCCAGCGAAAGAAGAAAAUCGACCUUGACGAUGUGAAGACCGCAUUAUAUAAAGGUGGAAUAAGUGCACAGAGCCUCGACAGCUUCCUCCGCGACCAAUCACCACAACCCUUCUACCAAUCUCUUCGUGCCUUGGCCCUGAUCCAGGACGUCUAUCAAUCGCUCCCAAGCGCAACAAUCAACACCGAAGUGGUACUACGACCGCUUCACAAUGCAAAAUGGCUGAAAGACCACUUCGGUGUAGACCGGACUCUGUUCUCAAAGUCCCUUUCUCGACAACAGACAUUCGCCUGCAUCACCAUGCUCGAGACUGGCACCCUCGACCUCCCCAUCUCAAUCUUCCAAAAUGUCUUCGCCAUCUCCUCCGGAGACUCGCUCUACGUAGCCGCUUCUCUCCUCGGCGACCCGGGAGAAGCCAUCCAACCCUCUGAAGUCCGGCACAUAAUCGGCAACAUCGGGCGUCCGGGAAUUAACCUGAUCGUUCCGCCCACUGAGCCCCAAGUCCUGCAGCUGCCAGCCGACAGCUGGCGUGUGAUUAACAGAGCACCUUAUGAUGGUACCACUAGUAAUUGCUUCUCAGAUACUAGUUUGCACUUGCGAUUCUCGGAUUGGAGCAUUGCUAUCGAUGUUGGGACUUCCAGUCAGGGAAGGCGAGAUGUGGAAGCUUCGCUGGUGGAAGGGUUUAUCCAAGUUAACGACAACGGACGCUGGAUCGCGGAUCUAGACAUCCUUUCGGCAUUCAAGCGCGGAUGCAGCCAAUUCGAUCAUGAUUAUUACUACAAAUCUCGAUGCGAGCAUGAGAAAUCAAAGAAUAGGGAGUAUACGAUGGGUGCGAAGGAUCUGUGCGAUAUGCAUCCGAUGACGGCUAUUGAGAGCUGGGAGGAGUUUUUGGAGCGGCCUGAGGGACCAGCCGUGGUGAGGGCGAGUAAAAAUUGGUUGGCGAGAAUCGCGACUGCGGCUUUGGGUGUGCAGAGGCAUGAUAGGGUGCUUGUUGGGGGGGAGGUUUGUUGGGAGUGUUUUCUUGAUUUGGCGAAUGUUGGAGGUGCGGAUAUUGUUGAUAAGAUUUUGUUUAUUAAUUAGUUAAUAGGUACACAUGAGGCUACGAUAGUGCUACGUGUAUCGUCAAG
Messenger RNA from Hyaloscypha bicolor E, 3524 nucleotides. RefSeq lists its product as uncharacterized. The coding region runs from base 316 to 3477 and encodes 1053 amino acids. The transcript has 4 exons. The record is from RefSeq and is a predicted model, not a curated record. NCBI's taxonomy places the organism in Eukaryota, Fungi, Ascomycota, Leotiomycetes, Helotiales, Hyaloscyphaceae.